Phyllopteryx taeniolatus (common seadragon) is the source of this 1274-nucleotide messenger RNA. It is a transcript of the gene mat2b, whose product is annotated as methionine adenosyltransferase 2 non-catalytic beta subunit methionine. The transcript has 6 exons. The record is from RefSeq and is a predicted model, not a curated record. Bases 200 to 1231 code for a protein of 343 amino acids. NCBI's taxonomy places the organism in Eukaryota, Metazoa, Chordata, Actinopteri, Syngnathiformes, Syngnathidae. Gene Ontology annotation, molecular function: methionine adenosyltransferase regulator activity. Gene Ontology annotation, cellular component: methionine adenosyltransferase complex. Gene Ontology annotation, biological process: S-adenosylmethionine biosynthetic process.
CGACAUUGGCGGACGGUUUACGGUAAUUAGCUGCUCCUUUAAUCCGGAAGUUGAGCAGAGUUGACGAAUCCGUCCGCACCAUCCAAAUCCAAAACUAAGAUAAAACGCUUAUAUUCGAUCAUUAAUCGAUCAUAUCACAAGCGUCUAGUCACACGUUAGGAACAUUGAUAAUCAUAAUUAUUGCUGUUUUUGAUCAAAUAUGAGCCACCUGACGAUUGACUUCAGGCCGGGACACGUGAAGCUGCUGCAGCAGGAGGACCCCCCGGCGGGCGGUCUUCGCGUCCUGGUGACGGGCGCGAGCGGCCUGCUGGGCCGCGCCGUCCUGCGGGAGUUCGAGAAGCGCGGCUGCGCGGCGACGGGGACGGCGUACCGCAGGGCAGGCCCGCGCCUCCUUCGCUGCGACCUGAUCGACGAGGACGCCGUCAAGGCGCUCGUGAGCCGAUGCGAGCCCGACGCGGUGAUCCACUGUGCGGCGGAGCGCCGUCCCGACGUGGUGGAGCGCCACCCGGAGGCGGCCGACGACAUCAACGUCCGCGCCACCGGCGCUCUCGCCAGGGAGGCGGCGACUACGUGUUCGACGGCCGCCGCCCGCCUUACGGCCAAGACGACGUCCCGAAUCCCGUCAACGCGUACGGACGCAGCAAGUUGGAAGGAGAGCGACAAACGCUUCGACACUGCGCACGUGAGUGCCGCGCGCGCCCGACGAUCGAGCUGUAUCGAUAACGCGCGCGAUUGCCGUCGGUCAGGCUCGGCGGUUCUGCGCGUUCCGGUUCUGUUCGGGGAGGUGGAGUCUCUGUCGGAGAGCGCCGUCACGUCGCUGUGGCCCGAAGUCCUGCGGGCGGGCGAGAGCCGCGCUCUGGACCACUGCCAGCAGAGGUUCCCCACGCACACCCGAGACGUCGCCGCCGUCUGCUGGAACAUCUGCCACGCGGCCGCUCGGGACCGAUCCAUCCGAGGAAUGUUCCACUAUUCCGGGAAGGAGCAGAUGACGAAAUACGAGAUGGCGCUGGCGAUGGCUCAGGCCUUCAACCUUCCGUCCGAUCACCUCGUCCCGCUGACGGAGCGGCCGGCGGCGGCCGGCGCUCCGCGGCCGCUCGACAGUCGCUUGGACUGUUCCCGUCUGGAGGUCCUGGGCCUCGGCGUGGAGCCGCGAGCGUUCGCCCCCGCCGUCAGGGACUGCCUGUGGCCGUUCGCGCCCGACAAACGUUGGCGGCAGACCGUCUUCCACUGAUUGCCGUGGCGACCGUCUGCUCAAUAAAGUCUUCACAACCAAA